AUGGGCAGACGAACGGGGGCGCCGGACUGGAACGAGUUCUACAAAAAUGGCCUCCCCUCAGAAGUCAUCGUGAUCGAAGACACCCCCGAACCCGACCCGAACGGCUCAAUCAAAGAGGUUGCAUCAUACCAUAUCAUCGCACCUACGAUACCUCCGAAUAGCGCAACAAAGAAACGCAAAUACGAGGAUGACUCUUCUUCGAUAUCCACCAGUGCCAAGAUCUCCAGCAAUCAGUCACUGCAAGCCUCGUCCAAAUCGACACCAUAUGACGUCCCUUCACCCUCGACCUCCUCCAAAGAUGCACGCGCUGCCAAAAAGAGAAGAACCCGGGGCCAGAACACAGCCGACCGCGACGGGACGCGUCAGUCACCUAGCGUUGUUGGAUACCAGGGAUUAUCGAAACCAGCUGUCAAGGCCAGAGACGUCGCAGUUCGGCGCAUUGCCCCCGGAGCCGGCAACAGAAGAGUCGACGAUGACGAUGGGCAUUACAUUAUUGUCCCAGACAGCCAUGUCACUAAUCAAUUCCAAAUAAAGCGCCUAAUUGGUCAAGGAACCUUCGGAAAGGUUGUCCAAGCCAAGGACUUGGACAAGAGCGAUUCCGUCGCCAUCAAGAUCAUUCGAUCCGUUCAAAAGUAUCGAGACGCCGCCAAGAUAGAGCUUCGAGUCUUACAGACACUUCGGCAGAACGAUCCAGAUAAUAAGUACAAAUGCAUUCAUCUCCGAGAUUGCUUCGACUUUCAAGGACAUAUUUGCAUUGUAACGGAGCUGUUGGGCUGCAGCUUGUUCGACUUCCUCAAGGGGAACGGAUUUGUACCGUUUCCAAACAGUCACAUCCAGAGCUUUGCAAAACAGCUGUUAACCAGUGUCGCCUUUCUUCACGAUAUCGGGAUCGUCCAUACUGACUUGAAACCCGAAAACAUUCUUCUGAAAGACGAGAAAUACCAAACGUUCACUUACCACCGCAACAUCCCUACAUCUCGUACAUCCUCUCCCCGGCAAGCGAACCAAAGGAAGGUCUUGUUAGGUUCGGAAAUCAGGCUUAUCGACUUUGGGUCUGCUACUUUCAAUGAUGAAUACCAUUCUUCGGUUGUUUCAACGCGGCAUUACAGAGCCCCCGAGAUCAUUAUGGGCCUAGGCUGGUCUUACCCUUGCGAUAUUUGGAGUAUCGGCUGCAUUCUUGUCGAGUUCUACACUGGUGAUGCACUUUUCCAUACGCACGACAAUAUUGAGCAUCUUGCCAUGAUGGAAGCAGUGUUUGACGCGAGAAUCGACCCAGAUCUAGUCCGCCAAGUCAACAAAUCAGGGUCUAAGAGUAGCAGUAACCCUGCCACAUACUUCAAGCGUUUGAAGCUCAACUACCCCACGCCGGAGACGACUAGGGGUUCACGGAGAUUUGUGCGAGCAAUGAAGAAGUUAACGGAGACCAUCCCCUCCACAAGCUCCUUCCUCCGCAAUUUCCUCGAUCUCCUUCAAAAGAUGUUUGCAUACGACCCAAGCCGCCGCAUCACCGCAAAGGAUGCGCUGCUCCAUCCUUUCUUUCAGGUUGUUCUUCGGGACGAUGGCACCGAAGCUGCAAGGAUCGCCCUAGAAAAAGCACAGAAGUCGAGAGCAGUUGGAUGA
Messenger RNA from Clonostachys byssicola, 1620 nucleotides. The record is from the annotation of a GenBank genome assembly. Lineage: Eukaryota; Fungi; Ascomycota; Sordariomycetes; Hypocreales; Bionectriaceae.